CAAAAGUACAAAGGAAACGCCGUUAUGACAGCUUCUUUACAUCCAUUUUGACCGCUCCCAGCACCUAUACCGUAAGCGCGCGAUUAGACGCGCAAACAAAAGAAAGUGCGGCUGGUUUGACCGUGUAUUUUCAAACCGCGGCUGGCUUGACGCAGUCUGUAAUCCGAGGAGUUUGAGUUGAUGGAUGGUGAAUUAGUCACAGAUUCAGAGCAGGAGGAUUGGAGCAGCUCAUCAGAAUCUGACUGGAUGAGUGAGACGGGAAAAAGGAAUGGAAAACAAGGGGUAAAAAGAAAGAUGAAUCAACAAAAUGGUAACAAGAAGAAAAUAUCCAGAAGUAAAAACUCUAGGCUUCCAGGGGUAGACCUAACAGAUGUCUUUCAAGAGGUCAGAAAAAAGGACCAGCUGGCUGUCCAUUGUGGAAGAAUUGCAGGUUGUCUGUACAGAAUAAAAUAUGAGAAUGGAGAGAAGUGUAUUUCAUGUAAAGGGAAAUGGUUUACACCCGGACAGUUUGAGAAGUUUGGAAGAAAAGGGCAUCACAAGAAGUGGAAGAGUAGCAUCUAUUACAAGCCAUCAAAUGGCCUUCAACAAGUUAAAUUAUUGAAACUCAUACAAAAUGGGUGUCUUUCAGAAUUUGGACAACUGAGGGAGUCAAUUAGACAGGUGACACCAACAGAGUCCUGUAAAAGAUUGUUUUCCAAGACUCUGGAAACACCUGUAUGUGGAAUUGAAGAGGAAAAAAUCCAGCUGGACAGUUCUUCAGAUGAGUCUGUAUCUGUUGCUGAAAGAGUCAAAAUGGUGACACAGACAGAAUCCCGUAAAAGAUUGUUUUCCAAGACUCUGGAAAAAUCUGUGUGUGGAACUGAAGAGGAAACAAUACAGCUGGACAGUUCUUCAGAUGAGUCUGUAACUGUUGCUGAAAGAGUCAAAAAGAACAGGAGAGAAUCUGUAAUUUUAGCUGGAACUCUCAGUAAAUGGAACACAGGACCUGAAGAAUCUACUGCCAAUGCUAGAGACAGUUCUUCAGAUGAGUCUGUAUCUGUUGCUGAAAGAGUCAAAAUGAACAGGAGAGAAUCUGUCAUUUUUGCUGAAACUGUCCGUAAAAAGAUCACAGAACCGGUAGAAUCUACUGCCAGUGCUAGAGAUUCACCUGCACCUCCUACUGAUGCUACAGAACCUGCAGUAUCAGGACAACUGAGGGAGUCAAUUAGAGAGGUGACACCGACAAAGUCCUGGAAAAGAUUGUUUUCCAAGAGUCUGGAAAUACCUGUGUGUCGAAUUGAAGAGGAAACAUUCCAGCUGGACAGUUCUUCAGAUGAGUCUGUAUCUGUUGCUGAAAAAGACAAAAUGGCACAGAACAGGAGAGAAUCUGUGGUUUUACCUGAAACUGUCAGUAAAAAGAUCACAGAACCGGUAGAAUCUACUGCUAGUGCUAGAGAUUCACCUGCACCUCCCACUGAUGCUACAGAAUCUGUAGUAUCUCCUGUCAUAGAGGAGCCUGAUCAGACCACAGAUGAAGCAGCAGCAGCUCAGCUGAACUUCAGUGAUUCUCCCACUGAUGCUACAGAACCUGCAGUAUCUCCUGUUGUAGAGGAGGCCAAUCAGACCAGACAUGAAGCAGCAAUAGCAGCUCAGCUGAGCUUCCGUGAUUCUCCCACUGAUGCUACAGAACCUGUAGUAUCUCCUGUCAUAGAGGAGCCUGAUCAGACCACAGAUGAAGCAGCGGAUGAAGCAGCAGCAGCAGCUCAGCUGAACGUCAGUGAUUCUCCCACUGAUGCUACAGAACCUGUAGUAUCUCCUGCGGUAGAAGUGGCCAAUCAGACCAGAGAUGAAGCAGCAAUAGCAGCUCAGCUGAACUUCAGUGAUUCUCCCACUGAUGCUUCAGAACCUGCAGUAUCUCCUUUUGUAGAGGAGGCUGAUCAGGCCUCAGAUGAAGCAGCAAUAGCAGCUCAGCUGAACGUCAGUGAUUCUCCCACUGAUGCUACAGAACCUGCAGUAUCUCCUGUUGUAGAGGAGGCCAAUCAGACCUCAGAUGAAGCAGCAGCAGCUCAGCUGAACUUCAGUGAUUCUCCCACUGAUGCUACAGAACCUGUAGUAUAUCCUGUUGUAGAGGAGGCCAAUCAGACCUCAGAUGAAGCAGCAGCAGCUCAGCUGAAUUUCAGUGAUUCUCCCACUGAUGCUACAGAACCUGUAGUAUAUCCUGUUGUAGAGGAGGUCAAUCAGACCUCAGAUGAAGCAGCAGCAGCUCAGCUGAACUUCAGUGAUUCUCCUGCUGAAUGGCAGAAUCCUGUUGCUUCUGAAGAGACUGAGAAGACAGGCCAGACGCAGUUAAUUAAAUUUCUGGAAAAUCAGUUUAGUACCAUGAACAAGACCCUGAAAUCAAUUGAUUUGUCUUUAAAGAAGCUGGUGGAAAAACAGUCAGAAGACACACUGCCUCAAUAUAUCUGUCUAAUUCCUGCUGUUUUUGAAAAUCCCCAGAUUCACUCCUUAGUCAAGAAGGAGCCAAUCACUGAAGGUGGGGGUAGUACUGAGGAAGCAGAACCGUGAUCUGAGAGGUUAUCAAUAAAUAUAUUAUUAUUAGAUUAUACAAGUUUGUUUUUAAUGUGUAUUUAAUAGCCAAGACAAUUAAAGACAUUUUUGAUAAUCGUUUACUGUUUUUGUCACAUAUUAAAACAAAAUAUAUUGCAGCAUUUUGUUGUUUUAAUCAUUUGCUGUUCAUUGUUCUGUUGUUUUUUUUAAUAUACAUAUAAAUAAAUUGACACGAUUAUGUAAAAAUUUUGAAAAUCUUUAUAUAUAUAUAUAUAUAUAUAUAUUUGAUAAUUAUUAA
Messenger RNA from Onychostoma macrolepis, 2824 nucleotides. RefSeq names its product mucin-20-like. NCBI's taxonomy places the organism in Eukaryota, Metazoa, Chordata, Actinopteri, Cypriniformes, Cyprinidae. Gene Ontology annotation, molecular function: DNA-binding transcription activator activity, RNA polymerase II-specific; RNA polymerase II cis-regulatory region sequence-specific DNA binding. The coding region runs from base 181 to 2544 and encodes 787 amino acids. The record is from RefSeq and is a predicted model, not a curated record. Gene Ontology annotation, biological process: positive regulation of transcription by RNA polymerase II. The transcript is spliced from 17 exons.